AUGUUUGCUAAAGAUCGUGUAACCAAGUACAGAAAGAUCAAACGCUCCAAAAUGUUGCAUUUCGGUGGUCCUCAGUUACAGAAGGUGUUCAAAAGUUUGGAGGGCACUGAGGAAUUUCCACUGGUUAUGAUAGAAAAACGUUGGUAUGAUGUAGCUGUUGAUCGGUUGGAUGCAUACUUUAAACCACGCCGUCAAGACGUUCUUGAAAGGCAUAAGCUAAGGAAUAUGAAACAGGAGGUUCAUGAAAGUUUUUCUCAUUACAUCCUACGUUUACGUCAACAAUUGAUGGAUUGUGGAUUAGAAAAAUAUGCGAGAGAAGUACGGAACGUUCUGGAAGAGAUUAUGCUUAUCGAUGUAAUAGUGGAGGGCUGUAAUUUACCGGAGCUUCGACGGAAAAUUCUUGAAAAAGAUCAGUCAUUGUCUGAUAUUGAAGUUUUGGGAACGUCUUUGGAGAGUGUUCGGCUUCAAGAGAAAGAACUCAAAACCGGUAUUAAUAAUGAUAGUGGUGGACAAACAGAAAUCUGCAAAAUGAAAACAUGGAAAUCGAGAGGUGAGCGUCAGCAAAGGCGAAUAAUGAAACGUAUUAUUCCUGGUCUGCACAAAACUGUCAGAAAGGAAUUUGAAAUUGUUUGCUAUGGUUGUGGAAAAUAUGGCCACAUCGCAAAAGCACCAUCAUGCCCAGCUAAAGAUCAACACUGUCGCAGAUGUCGAAAGGUCGGACAUUUCGAGAAAGUCUGCCGAAAACGUACUUCUAGCCCUCAUGCGACUGUUUUUCCCAAGAAAGUGCAAAUUAUUGAAGAGAUUGACCACACUAUUCUGAAUCAAAAGCAAGAUACGGUAUCAACGGAGGCAGAGAAAAAGGUUUAUUAUACUUUUCACACGGGAAACCAGACUAACGUAUUCCAAUGUAAGAUAGGAGGUGCUCCAGCCGAAGUGUUCAUCGAUUCGGGUUCAGAUGUGAACAUAUUAACCAUGCAGACAUGGGAAGCUCUAAAGGCACAGAAAGUUGUUGUUUCUAGAUGCCAAAAAGGAAGCAAUAUGAUUCUUAAAGCAUAUGGUACUAGUGAACCACUUACGGUCUUGGGAACUUUUGAUGCAAUUGUUGAGAUCGGAAAGCGAUCGACUGAAUCCAAAUUCUUUGUUGUCGUGGAUGGGCAGAGAAAUUUGUUGGGUGAUGUUACCUCAAAGAAACUAGGAGUUCUCAAAAUCGGUUUUGAAGUAAAUCAAGUGAUGAAUAGCUCGGAUGUGAAGUGCACUCCAUUUCCUAAAAUUUUGGGAGUACAAGUGCGUGUUCUCAUGGAUCCCCACGUGGUUCCGAUCUUCCAGCCUCUGAGACAAGUGCCUAUUCACCUCGAAAACGCAGUUACGGAAAAGUUGGAGGAGCUACUGAAACGGGAUAUUAUUGAAGUGAAAAAAGGACCAGCGACAUGGGUUUCACCACUAGUAGUGGCAAGUAAGGCGAACGGCUCGAUUCGAUUGUGUGUAGAUUUGCGCCGUGUUAACCAGGCGGUCAUUCGUGAUAGGCAUCCAAUGCCAGUAAUUGAAGAUGUUCUAGCUAGAAUUGGAAAAGGGAAGAUCUGGAGUGUGUUGGAUGUCAUGGAUGUAUUUUUUCUAUUAGAGCUAGACGAGGACACCAAAGAUAUUAUGACGUUCAUCACUCAUCGUGGACUCUAUCGUUUUAAACGCCUUCCAUUCGGUCUAGUGUCAGCACCUGAAAUCUUUCAGCGUACGAUGGACGAAAUAUUGGCAGAUUGUGAGGGUGCUUACUGGUACCUCGAUGACGUAGGUGUCGAGGGAAGCACCAUAGAAGAACAUGAUUUACGACUCAACAAGGUUCUCAAAAGAUUUAAGGAAAAGGGAGUAGUUCUCAACUGGGAUAAAUGUAAAAUUCGAGUCACCGAGUUCGAAUUUUUGGGAUAUAAGGGAAAGAAUUUAGAAGAAGCGCUGCACAUCUAA
Messenger RNA from Sabethes cyaneus, 1956 nucleotides. RefSeq lists its product as uncharacterized. The transcript is spliced from 4 exons. The record is from RefSeq and is a predicted model, not a curated record. Lineage: Eukaryota; Metazoa; Arthropoda; Insecta; Diptera; Culicidae. Bases 1 to 1956 code for a protein of 651 amino acids. Gene Ontology annotation, molecular function: nucleic acid binding; zinc ion binding.